CCGGGGGAACGAGAUUGUGGAAAGUUGUCACUUGUCUAUCGUUUGCAUCUUCCCCACAGGAUGAGAACCGGAGAUACACAGACUCCUCUGUAAUUCCUUGGUUCAUCAGACGCCAGUAACUAAUUCUUAUCAAAAUGCCAUCUCCUCAAGUCCUGCAGCCUGUACUUAAAAUGAAAGUGGAUGAGCUGUUUCUCACCUGGUUGAGUGAGCCUGCAACACAGUCACUACUUAAAGAUUAUCUUGACCAGAUCAAAAGUGGGCAACGCAUUGAUUUUAGCAAUGGGGAUGCCAAGGAAAAAAGGUUGCUGAGCUUCAAUGAGAACAACAAUGUGGCAUCCCAGAAACACCUGGCAGAGAAGAAGCCUGCUCCCCUCAGUACUCCCUCCAGUCACCCCUCUGCCAGUACGCUGCCCUCUGGUAGCAGCAGUAAUACCAGGGUGAGCGGACCCAGUGGAAGAGUACUGCGAAGAUCUGUUAGCACAAAGAAGGCUCAGGUGAGAACGGAGGAGCCCGUCACCACAGCGCUGAGUGAAAGCAUUCCAAAGUUUUACUUCCCACAGGGCAGGCCUCAAGCCAAUCUCAACAUUGACAGCCUCAUUUCCAAAAUUGAGAAAAUAUUUUCGCAGUUUCCAAAUGAAAGGGCCACCAUUGAGGACAUGGGGCAGGUUGCCAAGGCCUGUGAGUGUCCUCUCUACUGGAAAGUGCCAUUGUUCUGUUUGGCUGGAGGCGACAGGACGGGCUUCGUGUCCGUUCACAAGUUUGUGGCGAUGUGGAGAAAAACGCUGCAGACCUGUCACGAUGACGCUUCUAAAUUUGUGCACCUCUUGGCCAAGCCUGGCUGUAAUUACCUGGAACAAGACGACUUUAUUCCAUUCCUGCAGGAUGUGGUGAACUCACAUGCAGGCCUGGCCUUUCUUAAGGAGGCACCAGACUUUCACUCAAGAUAUAUCACCACGGUGAUCCAGAGGAUAUUUUACAAUGUGAACCGGUCAUGGACUGGAAAAAUAACAUGUUCUGAACUCAGAAAAAGUAACUUCCUCCAGAAUGUAGCGUUAUUGGAGCAGGAAGAAGAUGUGAACCAGCUGACAGAGUUCUUUUCCUAUGAACAUUUCUACGUAAUUUACUGUAAAUUCUGGGAGCUGGACACCGACCACGACCUCUACAUCGACCAGAAGGAUCUGGCACGGCACAAUGACCAAGCCAUUUCCCAUAAGAUGAUUGAGAGAAUAUUUUCAGGAACAGUAACAAGAGACAGACGGGUGUAUAAGGAGGGACGGCUGAGUUACGCUGAUUUUGUCUGGUUCCUCAUCUCCGAAGAGGAUAAAAAGACAGACACCAGUAUAGAGUACUGGUUCCGCUGUAUGGACCUGGACGGGGACGGGGUCCUCAGCAUGUACGAGCUGGAGUACUUCUACGAAGACCAGUGUCAGAAGCUGGAAGCCAUGGCCAUCGAGCCCCUUCCCUUUGAAGACUGCCUCUGCCAAAUGCUCGACCUCAUCAAGCCCGAGGUCGAAGGAAAAAUCACCCUGCGGGAUCUAAAGAGGUGCAAGUUGUCCCACAUAUUCUUUGACACGUUCUUCAACAUCGAGAAGUAUCUGGACCACGAGCAGAAGGAUCCAUUCUCUGUAAUAAGGGAGGUGGAGGCGGACGGCCAGGAGAUGUCCGACUGGGAGAAGUACGCCGCAGAGGAGUACGACAUCCUUGUGGCUGAAGAGGCCGCCAACGAUCAGUGCAAUGACGUGUAUGAUAAUCCUUUGAGCCCUCUAGGGCAACACAUCACAGACGAGCUGGGGCUGACAAAGAGACACUUCUUCGAGAUCCCCAGCCCACACUGCAACCUGGAUCUGGACGAAUACGAAUAUGAAGACGACUUCGAAUGACCCACCACCCUUGCGGCAUUUUCUGCCAGCCGAGCACCGUGCACUCCCUGAAACCGAGCUCAGACGCGCCGGUCCAACCCCAGCUCCCAUCCUGCUCAACGGGAUCCACGUAACCAAGCGGAAAGUGAGCGCAAAAAAACCAGAAGGCGGUGGGAUCAGAUGUGCUGUAAACAGCUUGAGAAAUGGUGUUAAUACACAUUUGACUAACACGAAAUGUGAAGCAGAUUUAAAAGUAGCUGGAGCAGAAGGUAGUUCCUCCCGCUGCCAGAUGUUUUAAUACUCUAAGCCACACAUUGUAGAUCUUUCCCACAUGUUUACACCAAGAGACGUUGUGUUUUGCAUGUAAUGCUGUGCCAACGGUCAGGUUUGGGGGUGGGUAUCGUGCCAUGUAAACAUCAGAAUUAUCAUAUUCACAUAAGCUACAUCAUGUCACACACUGGAGUCACAAACAGAUAAAUCGUUCAGGUUUUGAUUCGAUGAUUAUUUGAAGUCAUUGGCGAAUCGUACAUUCCAGUGAUCAGAACUGAAGGUUCUCUAGAAAACUCUAAGUUCAGUUACUGUAAAUGCCAAAAACGUCACGGACGAGCCUGCUGUAAACACAAAGCACAGUUCAUACACAGCGAAUGUUGUACAGCUCUGUUUCAUGAUGACAUGGACAUAUGUGUGAGAUGGGUUAUACAUUUUUAGAGCUGAGUUUCUAAUAGCUGUAAAUAUUUAUUUGGUGCUUGCUGUGUUGUAAAUGAUUUGGACAAGUGUAUUAAAGUCGUUUUCUAUGUUAUAAAAUACUUAAUUUGAUUGUAUUUUGACAGAAAGAGGAACCAACUUUAAAUGUUUUGCCUUUUCUUUAGAUAAAUAAUAAAGCCUUAAUGGAAUAUUAAUAAAACCAA
This is a messenger RNA of Sphaeramia orbicularis (orbiculate cardinalfish), 2767 nucleotides long. It is a transcript of the gene ppp2r3b, whose product is annotated as protein phosphatase 2, regulatory subunit B'', beta. The transcript is spliced from 14 exons. The record is from RefSeq and is a predicted model, not a curated record. Gene Ontology annotation, molecular function: calcium ion binding; protein phosphatase regulator activity. Gene Ontology annotation, cellular component: protein phosphatase type 2A complex. NCBI's taxonomy places the organism in Eukaryota, Metazoa, Chordata, Actinopteri, Kurtiformes, Apogonidae. Gene Ontology annotation, biological process: protein dephosphorylation. Bases 135 to 1880 code for a protein of 581 amino acids.